Coffea eugenioides is the source of this 2944-nucleotide messenger RNA. Its product is annotated as receptor-like protein EIX2. Gene Ontology annotation, molecular function: protein binding. The transcript has 3 exons. Bases 1 to 2931 code for a protein of 976 amino acids. NCBI's taxonomy places the organism in Eukaryota, Viridiplantae, Streptophyta, Magnoliopsida, Gentianales, Rubiaceae. The record is from RefSeq and is a predicted model, not a curated record.
AUGACAUUAGUUAUGAGGGAUGAAUGUAGGAUUGGUCUUAGUCUUCACGCAAGAGCAUAUUCAAAUGCUAGCUGUUUUGAGAACGAGCGACAAGCUCUCCUCGAGUUUAAGAAAGGUUUAAUUGACAAAUCAAAUCGUUUGGCAUCCUGGACUGGAGAAGAUUGUUGCUCAUGGGAAGGAAUUGAAUGCAGCAGAAACACUGGGCAUGUGGUAAAACUUAAUCUGUGUAAUAAUAUUAUUUUUGAUUUUGAUCGAUGGAUCUUUGGGGAUAGGCAGAAUUAUGCCUCUAUCUAUGGUGAAACGUGCUUGGGAGGCCAGAUAAGUCCUUCAUUAGUAAACCUGCAGCAUUUGCAUUAUUUGGAUUUAAGCUCGAAUUAUUUUGCAGGAAUUCGGAUCCCAACAUUUUUAGGAUCCUUGAAAAAUUUGAGAUAUCUCAACCUUUCUAGUGCAGGUUUCAGCGGGGCAAUUCCUCCCCAAUUAGGAAAUCUCUCAGCCUUGGGCUCUCUAAGUCUUGGUGACAAAUAUGGAGGUUUUGGUGCUUCGAUAAGUCGUCGUUCUUUGUCGACAAAGAGUCUCUGGUGGGCUACUAGUCUUUCUUCCCUGAAAUAUUUAGACCUCUCUGGAGUGGACCUAGGAGAGGCUCGAGAUUGGUUGCAAGCACUUAACAAUCUUCGUUUCUUAUCCUCGUUAACAUUACAACCCUAUGGUAUUUAUUCCUUUCCUCAUAUUGCACACCAUAAUUUCACAUCUCUUACCUUCCUCGACCUCCGAGACAGUGAAUUUAACUCCACGAUCCCUCUCUGGUUGUUUAAUUUGACUUCACUCGUUCAUCUCGACCUCAGUUCCAACAAUUUUUUUGGUCCAGUAGUUCCUCACAGCCUUCAGCAUUGGACUUCACUAAGCUACCUCGAUCUUAGCGUCAAUCAAUUCAAUACUUCACUGCCCGAUCCACUUUUCACUUUGAACAACCUUGUCUAUAUGGACUUGAGUGAUAACCAAAUCCAAGGCCCACUCCCCUUCGGCCUAGGCAACCUAACUUCUCUUUCCGUACUGCGCAUGGGAAUUAACAAGUUUGAAAGCAAAAUCCCACGUGCGAUUGGGCAACUUCGAGGACUCACUGAACUCGAUCUCAGUUCCAAUGGGUUCAAUGGUACCAUUCCAUCCUCUCUUUGGAGGCUGAGUGAGUUGAAAUCCUUGGAUCUAUCUGACAAUCCAUUGAGCGGGGAGCUGCAUGACGUUCACUUUGCCCAACUCACACAACUGAAAAUGCUAGGAUUAUCCUCCUUACUCGCUCUGAAUGUGAGUUCCUUGUGGGUCCCACCAUUCCAGCUUCAAGAUAUAGAGAUGCGUUCCAUGAAGAUAGGGCCCAAAUUUCCUCUCUGGCUUCAAACUCAGAAGAAGGUCGAAAGUCUGGACAUGUCAAAUGCAAGCAUCUCAGAUACUAUCCCAGAUUGGUUUGAGAGAGUGUGUCAUGGUAUAAAAACUUUGGAUUUCUCCUACAAUCACAUGAUAGGAAAACCACCCGUGUGCAAAGGAAAUAGUGGUGAUAAAUAUGGCAGAGGAUUUCAUUUGGAGUCCAACAAAUUCGAGGGGCCUUUGCAAUUGUUACCAACAGACAUUUAUCGAUUGCAUCUCCAAAGCAACUCACUGCAAGGGAUUAUUCCACAGCCCGACAUUAACAAGACAUUGGAUAUUCUUCGAGUACUAGAUCUCAGUGAUAACCACUUCAAUGGCAGCAUCCCUGAUUCUUUGUGCAGCUUACAAAUGCUUGUUGUCCUGGAUCUUUCUAACAACCAGCUCUCUGGGAGGAUCCCUUCAUGCAUUGGUAAGCUUAAAACGUUGAAAUUGCUAAAUCUAGGAAACAACAGUCUCCAAGGGCACAUUCCAAUUUCACUGGGACAUCUCAAUGUUCUCCAGUCUUUGUACUUGGACCGAAACAAGUUUACAGGGAUGGUCCCAUUCGCGCUCAGACAUCUGAAAAUUUUGCAGUAUCUUAAUCUUGGAAAUAAUGGACUGGAGGGCGUUAUACCAGCAUGGAUUGGGGAUGAACUAUCUAGUCUGAGGUCCCUUGUGCUUGAAUCUAACAAUUUCCAUGGUGAAAUUUCCAUGAGCCUCUGCAAAUUAUCAUCCCUUCAAGUUUUAAGUUUGAAAGACAAUAACUUAACUGGACAUAUACCUCGCUGCUUUAACAACUUUACAAUGAUGACAUUGACAGAAUUGGACUCUAUAGUUAUUUUUGUCAUGGUUUCUUCUGUUAUGAAUUCUAUUGCAUUUGACAUUAGUGAAGAACUUUCAGUUUUCAUCAAAGGUGAAAUGUUGAACUACACCUCAAGCAAUGUGGCAUAUGUUAGAUUCAUGGGGCUCUCGGGAAAUAAACUGAGUGGGGAAAUACCUGUCGAGUUAAUGUCUCUUGUUGGAUUGCAGGGUUUGGAUUUAUCUAGGAACCAUCUAAGUGGAAGAAUCCCAGAAAACAUUGGGAACUUGAGCCAACUUGAGUCUCUGGAUUUAUCCAAAAAUGAUCUUUCUGGUCCAAUUCCCCAAAGUUUGUCGAACCUAGAUUCUCUGGGCUGGCUGAACUUGUCGUUCAACAAGCUAACCGGUCGAAUUCCAUCCGGACGUCAUCUGCAGACAUUAGACGACCCAACCAUUUACAUGGGAAACAGUGGACUUUGUGGUGAACCGCUAGACAAAAGCUGCCCUGAUGGUAAAUCAAAUGCCGGAGAAUCUGAUGGUGAUCAUGAGGAUGGCAAGGAGUCUUAUUUUGAUUGGUUUUAUGCUGGUUUGGGACCUGGUUUUGCUGUUGGACUCGUGGGAUUCCUCAGUGUCCUAUGUUUCCAAAAGUCAUGGCGCUAUGCAUACUUCGGAUUUCUGGAGAGCUUGUUGAAUAAAGUAUGGGUAGAAAUUGCAUUGCUAAAAAGGAAGUUUAAUUGAGUGAUUUUACAUG